CUUGCAAAUAUGUCUCAAGUCAGACCUCGUUCGCAAAGACCUAUGCUGACACAGGAGCAACUGAAAAAGAAGCUGGAAGUCACCAAUUUCGAUCCAAAUGCCAUCCUUCGAGGUGCACAACUUACUGUCGUUGGAGCUCUGAGAGCAUUGCAGAAUCCUGCACUCUUUACUUCCGAGCAUUACAAACAAGCUGCUCUAGCUGUCGCAGCUGGCAUUGCUAUCCGGCUUGCCAUCAGUAUUCCAAUAAUCGGGAUCAAGGUUCUCUUAUGGUUUCUGUCCUUUAUCUUCAAUUUCGAGCAUUCUACUUGGGACGAUAAGAUUGUCAACGGCCUUGACUUCAUCUCCGAGUAUGUGUUGCAGGUUCCUUUGUUUCUCAUGACGAUGAUGAGACAUGUUACACCAACUCUUGAUAACAUUCCUCCACUACACUCUUCGAAAUUCCGCUCACAUCCGUUUCGAUUGGCAUGGGUGGAUGAAACCUAUUACAAGAAGCACGAAGGAGAAGACCCUUCUACCCUACGAGAAACAUACUACCCAAACCUGCGAAAAUAUGCGACUAGAGAUGGCAGCACCCACUCAAAGAGUACAGCAGAAGCCCUCACAAUGUUCCUGAUGCGGUUUGGGAAGAAGGCAGGACUGUCGCUAGCAGUCUUUACUCUUUCAUAUAUCCCGUAUAUCGGACGACUCGUCCUUCCCGCGGCAAGUUUCUAUACUUUCCAGAAUGUGGUUGGUCUGGGUCCAGCAGGCAUCAUUUUCGGAACAGGCAUUUUCUUGCCUCGAAGAUACCUCAUUAUCUUCUUGCAGAGCUACUUUGCCUCGAGAAGUUUGAUGAGAGAAUUGCUCGAGCCGUACUUUUCUCGAAUUCGAUUCAACAAAGAGCAGAAGAAGCAUUGGUUUCAUGAUCGGGAAGGUCUUCUCUUCGGAUUUGGAGUUGGGUUCUACAUCUUCCUUCGCAUUCCUCUGCUCGGCGUCCUCAUCUAUGGAAUCGCUGAAGCAUCAACGGCCUAUCUCAUUACAAAGAUCACCGACCCCCCACCACCUCCAAACCAAAGUGAAGGCUUUGCUGCAAGCCAACAAGAAUGGCGGAACAAGCAUGAAUUUCUGAGUGUCAAGCUUUGGGAUCUGGACACAAAUCACAAUCAUGGGUUGAGUCAAGCUACCCCGAACCCGGCCAACACACAAGGAACGUCCUCCAGCAUACCGUCCGAACCACCGCCUCCAUAUACAGAGAUGAGAUCUAGAUAAAAGGCACUAGUACUCGGUGCAGAUUAUAUCUUCUAAAUCAAAAGUACUGACGUCAGCUACGACAGCGACGAUGUUAUGACAGCUAGAAAGCAGUUCAUGUACAUAAUGAUUAGCCGUCACUGCAAUCUGCAACAGCAAUGCCGAGCAUACUCCAUAUCGGUACCCCUUGGGUCUGGAAUCAAACCCCGCAUCCAGUAAAUGUGGUUGGUAGUUGGGUGCAUAUCUCGAUCAGCGUCAUGCUAAAGAGGGGCAGAGGUCCGGCCGAUAAGGAGCUUCUUAUCGCGUCCCACUUUACAUCCCCAUUCGCUCUUGGUUACACGUACAUGACCAAUUGUACAUUGCGGGGUCUAGAAAAUCAAUCGA
This is a messenger RNA of Mollisia scopiformis, 1608 nucleotides long. RefSeq lists its product as uncharacterized. The transcript has 5 exons. Lineage: Eukaryota; Fungi; Ascomycota; Leotiomycetes; Helotiales; Mollisiaceae. The record is from RefSeq and is a predicted model, not a curated record. The coding region runs from base 10 to 1245 and encodes 411 amino acids.